CCGUGGUGCCUCUUUCUCCUAUCGCCCGCAUCUCUCGUCACCGGGCCGCCCUGCCUCCUCCUUCCAUAGGGAGGUGGUCCACUCGACAGAAAGGAAGCAAAAAUGGGAGUAGAAAUUCAGACAAUAACUCCAGGCGAUGGACGGACAUUCCCGAAGAAGGGACAGCGCGUCGUGGUGCACUAUGUCGGCACGCUGGAGGACGGCAAAGAGUUUGACUCUUCGAGAUCCCGGGGGAAGCCUUUUAAAUUCAAGAUUGGACAUCAGGAGGUAAUUCGUGGCUGGGAGGAAGGAGUAGCUCAGAUGAGUGUAGGUCAGCGGGCGAAGCUCGUCUGUACGCCAGACUUCGCCUACGGCAGCAAAGGUCACCCAGGGAUCAUCCCACCAAACGCCACUCUCACCUUUGAUGUGGAGCUGCUGGGUCUGGAAGCCUGAGACCUGCACCCUCCACUUUGUUUAGUUCUGCUCAGAGUUUCAGGGUCGACUCCUGUCUUAAGAACGUGGAGGAAACAUGUUCAGAUGAUUCCUGCACAGGACCUACAUCUACAGCUUCACAUCCUUUUUAUUCCUUCUCAUUCAGGUGCAAACUGAAUUAUGUCACUUGCUUUGAAAUGUUAUGUCACAUUUUUCAAUCUCCAGGCCAUCUCUUGAUAUAUAUUUCAUCACGUACUGAUGUGUAUUUUUCUUUGUUUUUAAAAUGGACCUCAUCGACUCUCAACAGAUCUGAAAAUGUGUUUGUUUGUUUUUUCUUCAGGAGCAUGUUUGUUAAAAAUCCUGAAUCCAUUUUGUUCCUGUGACUCUGACCUUUACGCUCAGAUGUUCCAGGUGCAGGCAUGAAUUGAAUGAAACUAGAAUAAAUCAUUUGUGAUACUUGCUAAUGGAUAAAACAACGAUGUGGAGCAGUGUUCAGAAAACGACGUACCAGGAUUAAAACUGAACAAACUGCUGCCGUGACUAACCUGCAAGUCUUAGCAGACAUUACACUUUUUUCUUUUCUUGUUUUGCUGUACAAAAAGACUAAAGUUGUGAUUGUUUACAGCGUUGCUCUGGCUGUAAGGAGGUUUACAGGCACAAACACUUGGUCUGGGUGAAGGCUGAAGUUUCUCAAUUAGCGAGGAGCUGAUUUUUACAAACCGCCUCGUUUCCCUCCCGUCACCAACUUCAUUUCAUUGUUUUACAUCUUCUGGUCUGUGACAGAUAUAUUUAAUGGUUUUACAGCACACUAACAAUAAAAGAAAAAGAAAACCAGCAUGUUUUAUUCAACACCAGGAAACGGUGUUCUGCUAUUUUCAGUUUCUUGUGCAUUUCCAGAAAAUUGCCGAGUUAAAGAUAAUAAAGAUUUAAAUGGAGAAAGAAAAGAAAUGUCUUGCUUCGAGGCGGAGUCUGACAAGAUGAGUUGUUUUAACUUUAUAAGCCAUAUUUUGCAAUAAAAUGUUAUCUUGCUCAAA
Messenger RNA from Nematolebias whitei (Rio pearlfish), 1445 nucleotides. It is a transcript of the gene fkbp1aa, whose product is annotated as FKBP prolyl isomerase 1Aa. NCBI's taxonomy places the organism in Eukaryota, Metazoa, Chordata, Actinopteri, Cyprinodontiformes, Rivulidae. The transcript has 5 exons. The record is from RefSeq and is a predicted model, not a curated record. The coding region runs from base 103 to 432 and encodes 109 amino acids. Gene Ontology annotation, molecular function: peptidyl-prolyl cis-trans isomerase activity.